This is a messenger RNA of Zingiber officinale, 4412 nucleotides long. RefSeq names its product nudix hydrolase 2-like. Bases 3501 to 4076 code for a protein of 191 amino acids. Gene Ontology annotation, molecular function: ADP-ribose diphosphatase activity; NADH pyrophosphatase activity; NAD binding. The transcript is spliced from 7 exons. Lineage: Eukaryota; Viridiplantae; Streptophyta; Magnoliopsida; Zingiberales; Zingiberaceae. The record is from RefSeq and is a predicted model, not a curated record.
AAUCAAACUUCUUUUUGAAAUUUGAAAUUUGAACUCUAGAUUCAGUGAACUUCAUAGUUAGAUAGAUGUUGUCAUUUUCUCUUGCAGUAUGAACUUGGCAGAAAUGUAAUCACAUCAAACAGGAACAGAACUUUAGUCAGUGACUCCUCUAAGAACUUGUUUCCAAAUCAAUCUCUUGACAGCUCAUUCAUAUCUUGGUAUAGGAACGGGUAGUAGAAUUACAGUUGAGUUUGCAUGCAUUUUGAGUCCAUUAAUUGAGUAAUGAUGCUUAUUUUAGGACAUCUUUAACUGCAUUUCCAAUGAUGACUAAUACCUCAAUAGAUGCAGAACCAGAAAUUUGAAGAUUAGUGAUUGAUUUAUUGAAAAUAUUCAUGUUGAUGAGAUAGAUAGACUGGUUCUCACUUAUUUAUGAUCUAUUAGUUAAAUGCUGAUUUUUUAUAUUUGAUUACUAGCCCGUAACUUUAUGUGAAAUACUUGGAAGUAUAUUCAAGAGCCACUCUCCAUUCACAAAUUUACUGCUGGUAGAGUUCUAUGACAAGGCACGGUUGAAGUUGAACCACUUUUGAUUGUUUUGACGAAAACAAGUGACCAUGGUUUGAAAUCUCAUACCGUGCAGUGUGAGAUUGUUGAAACGUAUCGUUCCAGUAAAUCAUUGAAACUUGAUGCCACUUGACACUAAGGUUCAAAAUCUCGAGUCGUGUUGUAGUUUCAGUCUUUGAUCGAAAAGAUAUUGUUCCAGUAUUGUGCUAAUGCUUGGAUGGUGUUGACGACAUAUUGGAGGUUGAAAGAGGAAGGAGAUGAAACAAAAGGAGAAGAAAUUGUAUGUGUUGAGUGGUAUCGAGUUUCAAUAAUUUAUCAAAAUGAUAUGUUUCUACUGUUUUGCCUAACAUGGUACAAGAUUUAAACUUGCUCGGCACAUACACCUUUCUAUGUUUCAUAUUCUUCUUCAACGUCAAUCCAUUAUCGAUACCAUGCAUUGAAACAUCAAUACGAUACUGAAAUAGUAUCGUUCCCAUCAAAGAUCGAAACUUCAACACAACUCAAGAUUUUGAACCUUGCAAGUGACAAAACGUAAUUCUAUAAUAUAUCAAUAACCAUGGUAUAUCCAUUUGUGCAAUGUCAAUGCUUGAAAUUGCAGAUUAUGAAAAAGAUCAAAAAGUGAUUUAAUUUAAUAGAUGUAAUCAAGUUCCAAACAAGAACUUAGAUACUAAAAAUUUUAAUUUGCUUUUCUCGCAAUAUACUUCAUGAAGAAACUAGUAUCGCAAGAAUUUUUUUUUGAUAGGUAUUAGGUUCUAAACUUCAAAUAGAAUCCUAGAACAAAUAAGUUCCAACUUCAGUAGAAAUUGUUUGUACUCUUGAGAAGCUAUGUGGUAAUUAUGCUUUCUCUUCAACACUUCCAAAUAUGUUUUAAUUAAAGUAAAGCAAUCAAUUUUUCUGUAUCAUAAUUAAAGCAAUUUGAAAACUCUAGAUGACAGACAAACUUAAGAGCGCAAUUUAGGAACUUAGGUUCUGUUUCAUGCUUUUCAAUUUUUAUUUUUUAAUUAUCAAUUGUAUAUUGCUGAUCUUGUGCUAUUUUGAAGAUAUGACACUAACAAACAAAUCAAAGAUAAUUGAUGUCAUAUGGGAACAUUGCAAGAAGUCCAAGUCUAUGGAAUUUAAUAUUGGUCUGUGUUAUCUAAAUGAAACAUUAUCAUGCCGGAACGAGAAAUAAGGUUGCAACUUGUCAAAUUUCAGAUAUCAGAAGUUAGUUUUUGAAGAUUCUCCAUCGUGUGAAAAAAGAUUAUGAUGUUGUGAGGGAAUGAUUUAAUGAACAAGAAAGUUAAGUGCUAGUGGUAAGCAAGAAGUCAAAGAAAUUGAUGCUUUUGUGCUAAAGGGAAUUGAAUCAACUGGAAAGUCAUCAAAUAACAAUGAAAAAUUACAAAGAAAAGAGUCUUUAAAUCAAAUAUUUGCAGGGGCAUCUAUGGUUAUGCUUUACCAUUCAAUUUGAUGAAGUGCAUGUUGUUUAUGGAAAUGUUGAAAUUAGUGGGAGAAUACAGUCAUGGUUUAAAGCUUCCUUUUCAUGAAGCGCAAGUUACUUUUUAAAGAAAUAGAAAGAUCUUGUCGCUGAAAAUCUAAAAUAUACAGAAGAAUACAUAAAGGCAUGAUAUGCUAUAAGUUUGACAGAUGAAUCAGUAAUAGAGGUUGUUCUUUUGCAUUUUUUUAUUGCAAAUAGUUCAACUGGUAAUUUUUUUGUGAUCUAUAGAUUCAUCAGAUGCAAUCAAAGAUGUAAAGUGGAUUGUGCAAUUACUUCAUGAUUGGCUGAUAAGAUAGGUGAAAAGAUAUUGUUCACAUUGUGUCAAAAGGUGCAUCUUAUUUUGUAGCUGUUUGAAAGACUUGGGAGAAAAAAGAACAAAAAAUAUUGUGCUGAAGAGAAGUAUGACAAGGCGGAGGACAUGAAAAAAUGAUUGCCCUCUCGGGUUGGAGCUCGCAGACAGAAAUUGCCUGACAAAGGCAGAAAGCCACAUAUACUGAAGAAAAAAAUAGUUUAAAAAAGUAUUUCAAAUCUUCAAGUGAAGUAGCUCAAGCUUCUCUAGAUAGAUCUUUCAAUAGGGAUGAAUGUCAGGUGCAAAACAGAUUUGGAGCACUGGAAACGUUGAAGCUCUAACGGGGGCCAAAAAAGUCCUGAAACGUCGAAGAACAUCAAAUUACAGGAAGCAUGUUUCUACUCCCUCGAAAAGAAGAAAACUGGGAACCUCUGAAAAUGGAUGCACAAUUAUGAUUCCAACAUUAGGCUAUUAUGAAACUGAGGAAGAUGAUGGCUCAGAACCUCUGUUAAAUAAAGGUCAGAAAGGAGGAAAAAGGAGAAAUUACUGGAUAGUCUUUUGCAUCGAAGUGCACAAACUGCAGCAACUGAUGGGAAGACUCUAGCUCUGAUAGGUGCCAGUGGAAAUGGUGGAGAUCAAGAUGUUGAUAGUUCUGUAAUUUACACGGAGGGUUGCCAUAGCAUGCCACCCUCUGAACUUGUGAAGGAUGCGCAUGAAGCACACCCUUGGCUCUUUCAAAUAAAGAAUAUUGAAAUACACGCUGAAGGUCCUUACGAUGAGAAACCUCUAUCUAUGAAGGAUGCUUUGUUGCUUUGUUACGAUGUGGAGUUAGGAGCUUUUGAAGAUGAAUCUAGCAAUGUGAGGGUGCAGAAUGGUUUACGCAAGAGUAAGACUCCACCAAAUUCACCAGAUUUUGUGUAUAUCUCAGAUGACUAAAGGCUGUGCAGAAAUUGAUUGAUGAAGAAUUCCAAGGAAAAAUUCAUUUAAGAACUUCUAGUUUUCAAAAGAAAGUUGCAUCUGCUCGACAUGACUUUAUAAAGCUUUCUGGUGCAGAAAAUAAGCUUGAAGCUCUUCUACAGGUUCUUCAGCCAAGCUUGGUAAAGGGUAACAGGGUAAUGGUAUUCUGCAAUACUUUGAACUCAUGCUGUGCUGUUGAUCAUUUCCUUGGUGAGAAUCAAAUAUUCACCUUAAAUUACCAUGGAGAGGUGUCAGCAGAAGAAAGGGGAGCAACAAUCUACACAAGAGAGAACCAUGUCAAUAUCUACCAGCCCAUCAUCAGUUUUGACUCCAAAAUUGCACUAUGAUAAUGAUGGGGAUGCUGCUUUACUCACUGCUGUUAAUGAUGAGCACGGGGGUGUCAUUGUUGAAAUGAAGGAUCCCAUGAAUUCUACAGAUUUCAGUAUUUCAUUAAAAGCAUCCUUAACAAAUUGGAAGAAGCAGGAUGGAUUUUUAUACCACCUUGCAGAACUAACUUACUCAAUGCUGGUUCGUUGGCUUCCUAAUACUCAACACACGAUACCUGCCAAUUCCUCACAUAAAUUUGGAAUUGGGGCUUUCGUGAUGAACGAUAACAGAGAGUGGAUGCCAAUUGAGGAGUAUGCAGAACAACCUUUUGUCCGGUAUCAUGAGCUGCUGAAGUAUAUUCUUGAUGUCUGCUUGGCAAAGAUCAACGGAGGCUACUCUGGAUUCUCACUUGUUCAAAUAAGCUCGACUUUCUUUGGCCAAGAAAGAGAGGACUGCCUCUUCCUAAACAGCAGAGACUUCAAUCAUUAAAGACCUGUCGAAUCCUGAAUACAAAUCCUGCAGAGCGACCCUCCCUAGGCCCCUUUUAAUCCGGCUGAGGUUUGGUUCCGGUCACGCUGACUUCUUGAAGACCAGGAUAACAAUCUGGCCAGAUUGGAUCGCCAAAAAAAAAAAAAAAGAAAAAAAAAAAGAAAAAAAAAGAAAUGGCAUAUGAGGGGCUCCUCUAUAGGAUUUGCGUUCUUGUAAAUGUUUGUUUUGGAUGUUUAUUGUUCUCAGCUGCGACGUAUGACUUCAAAAUAAUUUUGUCUAUUUUACACGAAUUGUAUCGUGAAAUCUUUAUUAUUAGAAAUAGGGAUGAUUAUUUGA